This is a messenger RNA of Rhagoletis pomonella (apple maggot), 2519 nucleotides long. RefSeq names its product kelch-like protein 22. NCBI's taxonomy places the organism in Eukaryota, Metazoa, Arthropoda, Insecta, Diptera, Tephritidae. The coding region runs from base 573 to 2519 and encodes 648 amino acids. The record is from RefSeq and is a predicted model, not a curated record. Gene Ontology annotation, molecular function: protein binding. The transcript is spliced from 5 exons.
UUGAAAUUAAAAAAGUACAUUCACAGAUUGGUUGAAGUAUGUAUAUAAUUGUGUAAAAAGUUGGUUUGCUUGCCGUGGAGUUGGCAAACAAAUUAUAUUCAUACUCUUCGAGAAUACAUAUUGCCACAGCUUCCUCAAAAUAGAAAGGUAAUGUAUGUACAUAUAUAAUUCUGGACGAAUAUCUAAAUCGCACAAGCGUGGUAAUGCAUAUGCAAUUGAUAACAAUGGGUAAUAAAAAGUAUCAAUGACGCGCAAGGAGAACUGCAGCGGAAACUUUACCUAUCUACAUAAUUACAUAUUUGUAUAAAUGUUUGUCUGCGAAGGGUGGUUUCCCCAACCUUGAUAGUUGCUAACAGCAACAUAGACAACGAGAAUAUUUAAUAGCAGAGGCGAAAAUCGCAUACUACAACGGUGUAGGCAAGGCGGGAGCGCUGUGGCCUGGCUUAGGUGAUAAGAAAAAUAUAUAAAUCACAGUUUCCGAAACAAUUGUUAACGCAAACGGCAACACAAUAUUAGCAUACGCACAUUCUCGGAUGGUCUGAGCUUUCCAAUUACAUAUAUCCCCCAUAAGGAUGGCUGGUGGCGCUGCUUCUAUAUCACAUUGUGGCCCUGAAAACCGUCCUAACUCUACAUGUGCGGUUUGUGCCUCAACCACAUAUUCACGAAAUGCCAAUAGUGAUAAUUUUAUGCAAAUCAUUCAUUCUGAGGCACUGAUGAAGGGUCUCAAUGCGUUGCGUUGUGCAGAAAAGCUAUUUGAUGUUACCCUGCACGUUGAAGAACGAACAUUCAAGGCACAUAAGGUUGUUUUGGCUGCGUGCAGUGAUUACUUCUGCGCUAUGUUCACUGACGCUAUGCGUGAAGCACACCAGUCUGAAAUAAAAUUAAAUGGCAUAAAUGCGCAUGGUCUAGAGUUGCUGUUAGAAUAUGUAUAUACUUCAAAACUGGAGCUAGAUCGUAAUAAUGUGCAAGAUGUUUUGUCUGUGUCGACACAUGUCCAGAUGAAGGCCGCUAUUGACGCCUGUUCACAUUUUCUUGAGUCACAAAUUGACUUGGACAACUGCGUUGCGAUUACUGCUCUAGCCGACUUGUACUCACUAGAACCGUUGAAAAAGAAAGCUUAUCGGUACAUGUGUUCACGCCUCGAUGAAUUUUCGCAGACUCCCGAUUUACUUAGCCUCACAUUAGACCAAUUCGAACAUGUGCUCGCAUGUAAUUAUCCUGUGGAUUGCUCUGAACAGAGAGUGCUUGAAAUCGUUUUGGAAUACUGUUUGGAGUCUGAUCUAAAACCGGAAUUGGCGCGACGACUUUUCGGAAAAGUACAGUACCAUCAAAUUAGUGCAUGUGCUCUAGAUGUCAUGAAGACCAAAUGGAAUACAAAACUUAAGUCCGGCAUUGAUUCAAUUUUCUUGGCCUACUUUCGGGUGUUAAAUGAAGAAAUGUUAAAACAGGAGGUUGGAAAGUUGCAUUUAUCUGACACCUAUGUCGAUGACUUACUCUCGACGGACGUUUUAACGAAUACGCGAGGAAUGGAACUCGCCCUGGUUAAAAUAGGUGGCUUUGAGACAAAUGGCCUAACUAAUCGGAUAAGCUGUUUUCUACCUUCCAAAGGCAAAUGGGAGAGUCUUACCGUUAUACCGCACAUUGAACAAUGCAAUUACGGUACAGCAGUGUUGGGUAAUGAUUUGUAUGUAGUAGGCGGGUCUUAUGAUGUUUGCCUGAAGGAGUAUAUCCAUCCUUUCGGGUUUCGCUACUGUCCCGCCAAAAACAAAUGGAAAACCAUAGCGCCAAUACAGGCCGACCGCUGUCGAUUUUCGUUGAAUGCUAUGGGUAAUAAUUUUCUUUACGCAGUCGGCGGAGUCUGCGAACUGAACGAAAUUGAUGGUGGCGCUGAGCUUUGGGCACAUGAUAUGGCGGUUUCAAAUUGCGAACGCUAUGACGCAAAUGCUGAUCGCUGGGAGUACCUGCCAGCGCUGUCAGAGAAUCGAAGUCAGCAUGCCGGCGUCGUCUUGGGUGACCAACUAUAUAUAUCGGGUGGAAUCGACCGACACAUUGUCCUUGCAACGCUGUGGAGAUUUGACACGAAAUCAAACAAUUGGCAAAAACUUUGUCCGAUGCCGACACCACGCGCCGAUCAUGUACUCAUUGUCUUUGACGGUCGGAUUUAUGCUUUCGGUGGUUGGUACGAGGACCCUGUGACCGAAAUGCGCGUUUUAGCCGAUGCCGUGGACGUAUAUGAUACCAUCACUGAUCAGUGGGUGACUGAAUCGCGCAAUCCUUUGCCAAAGUAUUAUACCGGCGUCGCUGCGGUCAAAAGAAAAGUUUACUUUAUUGGCGGGUUGCUUUCGACGGCAACUAUAAAUCGCGCCACCUCAUCAGUGCAGUGUUACGACUUGGAUACCAAACAAUGGACUUUUAGCUCGGAGUGGGAGUAUCCGAAAGAGGUUUGGGAAAGUACUUGUGCGGCUUUCUAUGUGCCACGUGAACGUGAUAAUGUGAAGUACUAUUGGGAUGAUGUUUGA